This is a messenger RNA of Labeo rohita (rohu), 1083 nucleotides long. RefSeq names its product olfactory receptor 2G3. NCBI's taxonomy places the organism in Eukaryota, Metazoa, Chordata, Actinopteri, Cypriniformes, Cyprinidae. The transcript has a single exon. Gene Ontology annotation, biological process: G protein-coupled receptor signaling pathway. Gene Ontology annotation, molecular function: G protein-coupled receptor activity. The record is from RefSeq and is a predicted model, not a curated record. Bases 1 to 1083 code for a protein of 360 amino acids. Gene Ontology annotation, cellular component: membrane.
AUGCGUUUCACACGCGCUUUAACUUGUUUCAUACUAUGGAGUGCAGUCUGCGCGUGUCCGCCUCCGAGCCAGAAUGCCAGCAUCACUUCAGACUCCUUGAACCAGGGACGCUGCCUCUUCAGAUCCAUCCUGCCGUCAGAUACAGCUGUGCAGGUACUGAUGUGUGUCUUUGUAGUGAUGACUAUCAUCGCACUUGCCAUCAACGGCUGCACUCUGUUCAGUCUUGGCAGUUCAGAAGACUUAUCCUGGGAGCCACGCUUCGCUCUGCUGAAGAACCUCAUAGUAAGUGACCUCCUACUCACUGUAACCCAAGGUCCAACAGUGGUAUACUGUCUGCUGCAGAAGACCACGCUGCCGUAUGGAGCUUGGUGCAUCACUCAGUUCUUUAUUGACACUGUUUGUGUUUUCUGCACCGUGCUUACUAUCACCUGCAUGGCUUUGGAGCGUUACCUGUACGUGUGCCAGGCUAUCUACUACAUUAGUAUACUAACCACCAAGCGCCUUAACUUGAUAGUCAGCCUCACGUGGCUUUUUUCGAUAUCCUUUUCCGCAGUGAUCACAGCUUUGCUCAGUUUAGGGCACAAGAGCUCAUUGCUGGGUAAGCCUAUAACCGGACUCCUUUGUGAGCCGGACACCUUGGAGGCCCACCUUGGCUUUCCACGCGGCUCUGCGGUGUUUCGAAAAGUAGUUGGGCUUGUGGUGACGCUGCUUUGCAUCUGUUCCUACUCGUUCUCGUAUCUCCGCAUGUAUCAGGAGGCGCGUAAUGCCGUUCAGCCUUUUCAGCAGGUCAACAAGAGGGCCCGCAACACCGUAAUGUUCUACUGCUCCAUGCUGCUGCUUCAGCUGCUCCCCAUCUUUCUGAAAAUUGCCUCGGAUGCUCUGUGGGAACUCGAGGGCAACAUGGCAAUGUUCCACUCGCUGGAUUACACUGGAGACUGGACGUCAGCGGGGACCCUCCACAUCAUGCUGCUGGUGAUGCUUCAGGUGCCUCCUUGCAUUAAUCCACUCAUCUACGGUCUGCGCAACAGGGAGGUGAGGGAAGCUCUGCCCAGGCUGCUGUGGUGGAGGAGGGACAACCGCUAA